AUGACUUCCAACCGCCUUCGAAGAAUCGCCAAAGAGCUUGCAGACAUCCAGGGGGAUACACAAUCCAAGAUCUUCUGCGAACCAGCAGAUGGCUCAGAGCUAUCACACCUACGGGCCUCAUUCCCCGGACCGCCAGAUACGCCGUACGAAGGAGGUACAUACAUAGUAGAUAUCAAGAUCCCGAAUGAAUAUCCCUUCCGACCGCCCGUGAUGUACUUCACAACCAAGCUCUGGCACCCAAAUGUCAGCAGCCAAACUGGAGCCAUCUGUCUCGAUACUCUAGGUUCAGCCUGGUCACCGGUUCUUACUAUCAAAUCCGCCCUUCUCUCCCUACAAUCCCUCCUCAGCACACCUGAACCCAAGGAUCCCCAAGAUGCGGAAGUAGCGACUAUGCUUAUGAACCAUCCCGAGGAAUUCCAUAGAAUGGCAAGAGACUGGGCAGUUAAAUAUGCGAACGCACCCAAAAACACGAAUUGGCAGAGUUCUGCAGCUCAAAUCCCCACACAAUCUCGACCGAAAACCCAGAGGUCAAAGGAGGAAGAAUUGAGACGGUAUGGUCUUUUCUGUAUGUUAUACCAAGGAUAUAAUAAAGAUCUCAUUGAUCGAUUUGUAAACAUGGGUUUUGAUAUUGACCGUGUAGUCGAUGCCUUUCUAUAUGUCAAUAUCGAUCGGAACAACGGACAAGAUUACGAGCUCGAGGAAGCAUACAUGGGGGACAUCACAGCGAGAUUGUUGGGCGAGCCAUGA
Molecule: messenger RNA, 747 nt
Organism: Amorphotheca resinae ATCC 22711
Lineage: Eukaryota; Fungi; Ascomycota; Leotiomycetes; Helotiales; Amorphothecaceae
Exons: 3
Coding region: 1-747 (248 amino acids)
Molecular function (GO): protein binding
Source: RefSeq, a predicted model, not a curated record